UCCUGGACUCGACUCGCAUUCAUGCUUCUCGAAUUGAGCUCAAAAAUAGGCUUCACAAACACGUUUCCAGACUUGAGCCAUUUCUAGGUAGUUUCCCUGUUUUGGCAUAGCCUUUUGAUGAGGUUCAAAAAUGGUCUUCUGGACUUCCUAUCGAGCUCUCAAUCACUUCAAUAUGUAGAGGGACACUCCAGCUUCAAAACAAGUCAUUAGUCUUCAAUUUCCAUCUAGCCAAUUGUAUGAUAUGAAUAUCCAAAGUAGGCACCAUGAACUGUUUUUACACCGAAACAACAUAUUAGGUCGACCGAAUCCUAAAUGAGGUCGACCGGAUCCUAUAUGAGGUCGACCGGAUCCUAUAUGAGGUCGACCGGAUCCUAUAUGAGGUCGACUGAAUUCUAAAUGAGGUCGACCUAAUUCUAACUGAGGUCGACCGGAAAGUGCAAGUCACCAUGACAUGCAUGUCACCAUAGGCACACCCAAUAGUUUAAUGACACAAAAAACAAUAAAGGGCAAAUUGCAUGAUUGGUCACUAUCAUAGUAUCAUUGCUUAAAAGGUUCAUGUUGAGUUACUAAAAAUAUUUAAUUCCAUUCGUGGUCAUUAGGUUUAGCAAAACAUGUUAUGGCUGGUCACUUUUCGUCCAAUUCUUUUAACUUUGUUUGAUGUGCCAGUCAACUCUCAUAGUUGACCGUUAAAUAUGACAUGACAAUUAAAAAAUAAAAUAAAUAAAUUUAAAAUUUCCACCUCAUUAUCACUACUUUUAAAAAUAAAAAACGGUCAUUUUAAUCCCCUAAAUCUUACGAAUUAACUUUACCCUUCUUUCUCACUGUGUUGUCUGAGAUUUCUAACCUUCAGAAAUCCCCACCACGGUGAAGGGGGAAGGGAUGCACCAUAAAAACAAACAAUUCUUAGCUAUGCAAGCUCUUCACUAAAGGAACUUCAUUGCAUUACAAAUGAUAAUAUAAAACAAGUUAUCGACAUAUGCCAAAAGCAUUUUAUUUAUAUUUUUUUUUAACUUUAAUUAUAUUUUGUUGUAAUAUCUUUUACCUUAAACCACAAACACUAUGAAUACUGAUUUGUGGAACAUUAAAAUCUCCAUUGCAUCAAUGCAAGAAUGCUAGUGGCAAAGCGAAUGCUGCGAUCCCUUUCAGUUUUGGCAUUAAUGGAAGGAUACACUCUAACACCCACCAUAAUGAAGUUACUGCCCCUGGGUAAAAGAGAGUAAAGCUGAAAACUUGGUGGUGGUAAAAAGUGAGGGUAAAAAUUUAGCAUCCUAAAAAUGGUUAAAAAUACAAGCUAAGGACAACUCAAGGGCAAUCCUAAUCUCCUCCAUUUGAGCGGGAAAUGAAGGUACCGGUGGUAAAAUUUCCCCAAGUAGAUGUUGCAGAAACCUGACACCCAAAAUCCUUCCUUUAACCUUUCUUUGCAAAGAGAAAGAGAAAGCAAGCUGCUCCCCAACUGCACUAGGCAGCCUGAUAGAAAACCAAGCUCUCUCUCUAGCAAGUUUUCUCCUUCUCCUUUCCCUUCUUCAAACCCUACAGAGCAACAAGUGUUUCUCCUCCAGAGUUUGAGAUCUCUUGCUGUUUGAAAACCAACCUCAAGCAUGGCAUAUUUCCUCAAGCAUCUCACUGAGGAGACAAUGGCACUCAAGAAACUGCUGAUUCCACCGGAGUUUAUUCGUAACUGUGGGAGGGUAAAUCUGACCAACCCGGUAGUUCUGGAACCAACUGUUGGAGAUCCACCAGAGGUGGAGUUGGAGCUCUACGAGGAUGCCAGGGGUUUUUGGCUGAGAAAUGGCUGGCAGGAGUUUGCAGAUCGAUAUUCUCUCAAUCAUGGCAACUAUCUGCUGUUCGAGUACAAAAGCUUCUCCAGGUUCAAGCUUGUGAUGUUUGGUGCAAAUGGGGUGGACGUGAUGUGUCCAGCUUCUAGCUUCCACAAUGUGGGUUCGAAUCGAAAUAACCAGGAGUUUCCAGAUGCUGAGCGGGAAGAAGAGAUCAGGGGCUCACCUGUGGCUGGAGGUGGUGGGAGGCAGCCAGCCCGGCCUCGGUCUGCAGAGAAUGCCAAGCAGAAAACUUUCAUGGCUACUAGGAAGGGGAGAACUGCUGAUGGUGGACGGAGGGGUAAGAGGAGCUAGUUUGGUAGGGAUAAGGCUGAGACCUCACACAUUCCAGCCAUGGCUGAACAUGCUGAAGGUUCAUUUCUUUCCUUUUUUGUAGCUUCCAAGCUUUGUCAAACUGAAAUGUGAUUUCUUCUUCCAAGUCUAAUGUAGUGUAUGGAAUUCAGAAUUGCCUGAAAUUCAUUAUUGACCCAAUUGAAUGCAGGAAUGCCAAAGCCAGGGAGGGGAAAUACCUCCACAAGCUCGGUCAGUCCAAGCUUCUUCAUUACCAUAAAUCCAAAUCACAUGAAGAAUCAUCUAGUGGUAGGCUCGCUCAUUUGCCAUCGACCCAAUUCACCUUUCCUUUUUCUUCUUUCAAGCAGGCUUCGCUUAAGAAAAAUUGAUUUCUCCAUUUUUUUUUUCUUCUCACUAAAUAUGCAGUAUCUGCCGACUGAUUUCGUGUUCAAACACAUGAAGCUUGAGAAUAGCACUGUGAUGGUUUAUAGUGAUGAUGGGACGGGCGCAUGGCACUUGUCCUUUGUCUUCAAACAACGAAGUAAAAGCGAACGUGGACGUGGACGAGGCAUAUUCUGUGGCGGUUGGUCAGCGUUCUGCGAGGACAACUCUCUGAAAUCAGGGGAUAUCUGCCGAUUCAAGCUCAUCUCCCGUGAUGAGAUGGAAGUGACGAUUGAGAGGAAUUGAGUUAGCUUUUCGAACCUCUAGAAUGAAAGCUUUGGUUGUGUUAUGUGUCACCCUUUUUGAGUUCCUGAAAUUUCAAUGAUGUUGUUUCUGGAUAGAACUCUGCAGUACACUCUGCAUCUAUAUUUCCCCCAGAAUGUGUUGUGAUCGUUUCGUAUUCAUAGCUCUUGAAAAUUUCGAAAUCGGAAAUGCAAACACAUCGAUCGAAGUAGCUAAUGAACCAUGAUAUGCUAU
Messenger RNA from Linum trigynum, 3023 nucleotides. The record is from the annotation of a GenBank genome assembly. NCBI's taxonomy places the organism in Eukaryota, Viridiplantae, Streptophyta, Magnoliopsida, Malpighiales, Linaceae.